Microthlaspi erraticum is the source of this 1458-nucleotide messenger RNA. NCBI's taxonomy places the organism in Eukaryota, Viridiplantae, Streptophyta, Magnoliopsida, Brassicales, Brassicaceae. The record is from the annotation of a GenBank genome assembly.
AUGAAAACUUGUUCCAUCAUCUUCCUCUACUUGGCGAUUCUCCAAUACUGUUUCCACUUCUCUGUUUCAUCAUCACCUCUUCUUCUCCCUCUCUCUCACUCUCUCUCAACCUCCAAACACUCUUCCUCUCCUCUCCACCUCCUCAAAUCAUCCUCCUCCCGCUCCUCCGCUCGUUUCCGCCGCCACCACAAACGUCAGAAACAACUUCCUCUUCCUCUCUCUUCCGGCAGCGAUUACCUCCUCUCAUUAUCCGUCGGCUCCUCCGCCUCCGUUUCCCUCUACUUAGACACCGGAAGCGACCUUGUAUGGUUCCCUUGCCGUCCUCUCACCUGCAUCCUCUGCGAAUCAAAACCUCCUCCUCUCCUCUCCACUCUCUCCUCCUCCGCCUCCACCGUCCCCUGCUCCUCGCCUUCUUGCUCCGCCGCUCAUUCCUCCCUUCCCUCCUCCGACCUCUGCGCCAUCUCCAACUGUCCUCUCGACCUAAUCGAAACCGGCGAAUGCAACACUUCUUCCUACCCUUGCCCGCCUUUCUACUACGCUUACGGUGACGGCUCUCUCGUGGCACGCCUCUUCUCCGACUCGCUCUCUCUCCCUCCCGCCUCCGUCGCUAAUUUCACCUUCGGCUGCGCACACACCACCCUCGCCGAACCUAUCGGCGUCGCCGGAUUCGGCCGCGGACGCCUCUCGAUUCCCGCUCAGCUCGCCGCUUACUCUCCUCACCUCGGAAAUAGCUUCUCUUACUGCCUCGUCUCUCACUCGUUCAAGUCGGACCGAGUCAUCCGUCCGAGUCCACUCAUCCUGGGCCGUUUCGUCGACGAAAAAGAGAAACGCAUCGGAGACAACGAUGACGAGAAGAUCGAAUUCGUGUACACAGAGUUGCUUGAAAACCCGAAGCAUCCUUACUUCUACUCUGUUUCCCUCCAAGGAAUCUCCAUCGGAAAACGGAAUAUUCCUGCUCCGACGAUGCUCAGACGAGUGGACAGAAACGGCGGCGGAGGAAUUGUAGUCGAUUCGGGGACGACGUUCACGAUGCUUCCGGCGAAAUUCUACAAUUCGGUGGUGGAGGAAUUCGACAGUCGGGUCGGGCGGGUACACGAUCGGGCUGAUCGGGUCGAAUCGGGUACAGGUAUGAGCCCUUGCUACUAUUUCAAUCAGACGGUUAGAGUUCCAGCUCUCGUUUUGCAUUUUGCCGGGAACGGAUCCAGUGUUGCGCUCCCCAGGAGAAAUUACUUCUACGAGUUCACGGACGGUGGAGAUGGAAAAGGAGAGAAGAGGAAAGUCGGGUGUUUGAUGCUGAUGAACGGUGGGGAUGAAUCGGAGCUUCGAGGUGGGACCGGAGCAAUCUUGGGGAAUUACCAGCAACAAGGGUUCGAGGUUGUGUAUGAUUUGUUGAACAGAAGGGUCGGGUUCGCUAAGAGGAAGUGCGCAUCUUAUUGGGAUACGUUGAACCAGGGCUAA